CUAACAGAAGAGGAAAUGAUCGCUGCUGGCUUAGGUUCAAGAGAGCGGGACUACUGUGCUCCGGUCCUAAUGGCCUGGAGAAAAUGCAAGGCUGAGCGAACUAUUUUCUACCCUCUCUUCUGCCUCCACUUUCGUCACGCCUACCUCGAGUGCCAAACGAAGGAUCAGAUUCUGCGAAUGAAGGAGUACGAACGCGAACUAAGGCUCAUGCAGAAGGAGCGUGCUGUCGCGACUGCCGAGUAG
Messenger RNA from Dibothriocephalus latus, 243 nucleotides. NCBI's taxonomy places the organism in Eukaryota, Metazoa, Platyhelminthes, Cestoda, Diphyllobothriidea, Diphyllobothriidae. The record is from the annotation of a GenBank genome assembly.